UGGGAAAGAUGAAUAAUAAUGAACUCUGUUAAACAGAGGGGGGUCCAUCAGAGCCUGUAGUUCUGGUUCUGGAGGCUGUAGUUCCGGGUCCUGCCAGCAGAGGGCGCAGUUUGUUGACAGCUGCUCAGCACAGUAUGAAGCUGUCACACAGACAGACAGGGCGAUGUCCCCCCUCUGCUCCUCUGUAACCUGCAGCUGUCUUUAAACACCUGAACGGGUCCACCUGAUCCGGAUCCACCUGAACGGGUCCACCUGAGAACCCAAGACACUCAUUCAUGUGGUGACGUGUUCCAGGUCCGGGUCCUGGAGCAGGGAGAGUCCUGAUGCUCUGAAGCUUCCCCUCAGGUGUGUUCUAAACAGAGAAUCUGAACUGACUUCCAGGACCGGCUGAGUCCACCUGGGCGGAAACAUGGCGUCCCCUCCGAUCCAGCAGUCUGUCCUGAGGGAGUUCUGCCCGCUGUAUUACCUGCUGAAUGCCAUCCCAGCCAAGGUGCAGCGGGGGUUCCGGUCUGUGCUGGUCUACCUGACGGCCCUGGACAGCAGCAGUGACUUCCUGGCGGUGGGCAGCAGCAUCGGCAUGCUCUACCUGUACUGUCGCCGCCUCGCUCACAUGAACAAGUACAGCCUGGAGGGUAAGAGUGAUGCCAUCACUGCUGUGAAGCUGCUCAGCUGUUUUGAUGACCUGGUUGCCGUGGGAACAUCUUCAGGUCGAGUCGCAGUCUUCCAGCUGGUGUCUCCACUUCCUGGAAGAAACAAACAGUUGCGGCGCUUCGACGUGGUCGGCCUCCACAAAGGUUCGGUGACGUCGUUGGCGUGGAGCACCAACGGGAUGAAGCUGUUCUCUGGAGAUGAUAAAGGACGCGUGGUCUUCUCGUCUCUGGACUUGGACCAGGGUGUAUGUAAGCCGGUCCUGCUCCUGGAGGAGUCCUCAGGUGUGGUUCAGAUGGAGUACAGUCACCAGGUCCUGCUGGUCUCCACCCAGCACAGGUCUCUGCUGUUCUGCACUCAGAGACAGGAAGUGGUGCAGCUGGGCACCAAGCCCCGUAAGAGCAGCGGCAGGUUCGGGGCCUGCUUCCUGCCGGCUCUCUGCAAACAGAGCGAUGUUCAGGUGUUCGCUGCUAGACCUGGACUCAGACUGUGGAGGUCUGACAUCAGAGGACAGGUGGAGGACACCCGGCUGCUCAAACCUCUCUACAACGCACAGAUCCCUCAGUUCGACUUGUUUCCUCGUGCUGAUCCGAUCGGAGCGUACCGUCCUCCGGACAGACAGCUCGGUCUGCUCAGCUGCUUCCUCAGAGAGGGCUGGAUCCUCAGCUGGAACGAGUACAGCCUCUACGUCCUGGACUGUGUCAAUGAGGUGAUGAUCGGGGCUUUGGAGAGCAGUGGAGACAUCGUGUCCGUGUCGUGUUGUGAUAAUGAGAUCUUCAUCCUGAAGGGGGACAGAGACAUUAUCCGUCUGUCCAACAGUCCCGAGGGUCUGGCCUCGAACCUGUCCGAGCUCUCCAUCCGUCUCACCUCACCUUUGACCACGCCCACCUUCCUGCCACCGACCGGAUCGGUGGAGACGGCUCAGCCAAUCAGAACCAUGGCUAUCAUCGUGGAGGGCGGGGGGAGGGAGGAGGGGGGAGGCGGAGGAUGGGAGAGGCAGAGCGAGGAUGGAGAGAGAGAGGAAGAUGAGGAUGGAGCGGAGGAGGUGGAGGAGGCGGAGGAGCAGCUGGAGGUGUCGGAGCAGCUCGGUCAGCGGUCCGGUCUGCUCACCAGCAGCUCUCGCAGCCGCAGCAGCUCGGUCACUUCCUGGGACAGUCUCCAUGGGAACGCCCCCGCCAACGCUGCCAGUGAGACGAGUUCCAGACGCUACAGCGCCCCCAUGGGUCAGGGGGAGAUGCAGCAGGAGCUGGUGGUGAAGGCCAUCAGAGUGAAGAAGAGGAGGAGGAGACGACAAGACAGCAGCAGUGGGAACCGGCUCUCCGAGAGCAGCCUCUCAGACUCCAUGUUUGUAGUCCAGGACAGCAGCUGCAGUGACGGAGGAAGUGGAACCCCUUUGAGCGACAGAGCCUCCCUCGUUGGUCUGGACCUUCAGAACCAGGACUCCCCAGAAUCAAACCAGGACUCACAGGAGACUGGGGGUGGAGAGGUGGAGUCCUGCAAACAGUCCAGCCUCCUCCCCCCAGGCUCCCUGCUCCUUCAGGGCCUGGAGAACCAGUUGAACCCAGGGAAGGUCUCUGGUCCCGUGGCAGAGGGUGAGGUUGUCCCUCCGACCCCUGAUGUGGACCUGUUGUUGGAGUGCACCUUCUCCUACAUGCAUAACACUGAGGAGGAGGAGCAGCAGCCGAUGGAGGAGCAGGAGGACGAGUAUCUGAGCCCUCUGAUUGGACCAGAGGACGAGGAGGAGGACGAGGACGAUGACGUGGCGCCCCCUGCUGGUGUGGUGGAUCAGAUGUUUUACUCCACUAUGUCCAACCUGGACAGAAAAACCAGCAUGUCCAGCGAUGACGAGGGAGACAUCUACUGUCCGUCUCUACCUGCUGCUGGGGACAUCACCUGUCCGUCCAAUCAGACCGAGAAGACAGCAGACAGACAGGUGGACCAGGACGCUCAGGACAGGGACUCACAUAAACCUGACCAGUUGGCAGAGAGCUGGAUGGGAUACUCGGGACCAGGAUGUGGAAUUCUGAGCCUGCAGGUAACUGACAGGUUCGUGUGGUGUCUGGACUUUAAAGGGGGACUGUUCUGCAGCGUUUUACCUGAAGCUGGACUCAACUGGCAGCGAUUUGAAGACAACGUCCACCAGAUGGCGUUAUCACCCUCAGGUAACCUGCUGUGGAAGGUGGAGCAGAAGACCAUGACGGCGUUCGCCUGUGCUAAAGUGUCAGUGAAAGGGAAACGUCACUGGUACAAAGCCGUGGAGCAGACGGCGUUUGUGGCUCUGAGUGACGACUCCGCCUGGAUCAUCAGGACCAACGGAGACCUCUACCUGCAGACAGGUCUGAGCGUGGAGCGGCCCUGUGCCCGCUCCGUGAAGGUGGACUCCCCCUGUGUGUUCAGCCAGGUGUGUGUGAGAGGGGGCGUGGUCUGGGCUCUGAGCGAACACAAAGCGGUGUUCUACAGAGAAGGUCUGAACAGCUACUGCAGCGAGGGCGAGGGCUGGAAGUACGACACCGUCAGUGAGGCUCAGGGUCUGGAGUUGAUGUGUGUUUCUCUGGGUGAUGGGGGUACAGCCUGGGCCCUGGAUGCCAGCGGCAGCCUCUGGUUCAGGACCGGGAUCUGCUCGUCCAGACCUCAGGGCGAGGACGACCACUGGUGGCAGAUCAGUAUUUCGGACUACGUGGUCUUUGAUCAGGGGAGUCUGUUCCAGACCCUGCUGCAGGCCACCCAGAGUGUUGCCACUGUAACCAGGGCGCCGGUGGAGCGCGUGGUGGCCUUCCUGUCUCAGUACUCGCAGUGCCAGCCAAGCCUGGUCAGUGCCAACUCCAGCGGGGUCUGGGUCGCCUCGGGACGGAACCAGCUGCACCUGGCCCGCGGCAGCCUUGUUGGAACUUUCUGGCAGAAUGUGGUUCCAAGAGGAACCGUGUCGGCCACCAGGUGGACCUUCAUCACGUCUUCAGCUGUGCCCCACAGAGAAGGUACGUUCCUGUGGUUGGCUCAGAGCAGGAAGGAUCUGUUCUGUGUUUGGGACCAGGAUGGAGAGCUCCGCCCCUCUUCUGUGCUCCUCCCCCCUGAGGUGGAGCUGACUCACCUGUCGGCCUGCCGUGACGCCCUCUGGGGUCUGGACUCUCACGGCAGAGUGUGUAUCCGGACUCUGUCUCCGUCCUGUCCGGCUGGACUCCACUGGACCCCGCUGGACCUCAGUCAGCUGGGCGGUGUGCGUCUGGUCAGUGUGAGCUGUGGCAGUCAGAACGUCUGGGCGGUGGACAGUCGAGGAGUGGUUUACUUCAGGGUCGGGACCCAGCCUCUGAACCCGAGCAUGAUGCUGCCGGCGUGGAUCCAGAUAGACUCACCUGCACAGCCAAUAGGAGUGCAGCUGGUCAGCAUUCAGACGAGUCCUAACGACCGCCUGCUCUGGGCGCUCGACAACAGAGGGAGCGUCUUCGUCAGGACCGGACUCAGCGACGAGAUGCCUGUGGGGACGGACUGGGAGCUGGUGCCAGGUCUGGCCGUCAGUCAGCUGGUCCUGAGCUCUCGGACGGUCUGGGUCCGGUGUGUAAACGGGGAUCUGGCGCGGCGAUACGGCGUCUCUGACAGAAACCCUGCCGGAGAUUACUGGAAGAAGAUCCCGGGGAACGCGAACUGGUUCACAGUGACUCCUGAGGACGAGUUGUGGGCGGUGACUCCGAUUGGUGGGUUGUCCCGUCGCCUGACAAAGCUCCUCCCUCAAACUCCCUGUAGACCCGCCCCCUCGGGCCCCUCCCUCAGCGUGGACGACGGGGAGGACGAAUGGGAGCUCAUCUAGCCUGUGACAUCACUGUGAUGUGGAACGGUUGUUUGACGUGGAUUCACCUGGUGGGACGCUGUGAUGUCACAGUGACAGUUUGUUUAUAAACUUCCUCCUGACACUAAACAGGAUGUGACAUCACUUCCUGUAACCUAAACAUUUAGGUUUCUAAAACAAGAUGGCCGCCACACAGGCUGCUGGGAAGUGAAGAGGACUGAGACGCUGUUUUAUUUUUGUUUAAAAGGAAGCACUUUAAUCUCUGAAGGGACACUGGACAGAACAUGGACCGGUUCUGACUGGACCAAACUGGUUCAGUCUGGAUCAAACUGGUUCACACUGGACCAAACUGGUUCUGACAAGCUCUAAAUCUGGUAGUAUUAACUGUAGUUUGGUCUGGUUCUACUGGAUCAAACUGGUUCUAACCGGUACUGACUGGUUUUCAAACAGCUCUUCUCGGAUCGAGUUUAACCUGGUUUAGAUCAGUGAAGUCUGGGACUGGUUCUAACUCUUUCUUAAUCUCUAAUCAGGGUGGGUCUAACUGGUUCUAACCAGUACUAACUGGUCCUUACUGGUCCUUACUGGUCCUUACCAGGUCAUUUUAUUUGUAAUUUGGAUGGACUUGGUUUUACAUGAGGAUGUUAAAGGGACAUUGACUAC
Messenger RNA from Notolabrus celidotus (New Zealand spotty), 5089 nucleotides. RefSeq names its product tectonin beta-propeller repeat containing 2 (gene tecpr2). Bases 410 to 4450 code for a protein of 1346 amino acids. Lineage: Eukaryota; Metazoa; Chordata; Actinopteri; Labriformes; Labridae. Gene Ontology annotation, molecular function: protein binding. The record is from RefSeq and is a predicted model, not a curated record. The transcript has 27 exons.